CGACUUUCUCCGCCACCAGUCAUGUUUCGCAAGCGUUUCUCUAAACGACUGGCUAGUGUUGGGUCAUGCCUCUGCCCCAAGCUCGGUCGGAACGGCAAACUGCCAUCCAGCCCCACCGCAGCGCCCCAUCGCAAAAAAGUGCCCAAGGAGCCCACGACGCAGCACCAGACCGUGACACGCACCACCCCACGGCCUGACGGCCCCCGAGCAAGCUGGCACAAAGUCGCCCCAAACCAUGGGGAUGACGACUCAGACGACUCAGAGGUUCCGACUACUCGGGCCUCAGUGCAGACUCUGAGGAGGAGCAGUUGGCCGAGGAGCUGGGACCAGAGGAGGCCGUGUGCCUCACAGUCAAGGAGGUCACCGUCAAGUCACGAACCCAGUCUGAGACUGAAGAGGACGCUGAGAAGGGCGAGGAGUCCGCCGAGAACACUCUGCUCGACGAGAACACUCUGCUCGACCAAACGAUUGAGCUCUACGUGGAGACAGUCCUCUUCGGUGACCAGAAAGAGGACGACACAGACCACAGCAUCCACCACGCACCAGUCCCAGUCUCUAAAGCACCAUCGCUCUCGGGUACCCCGGCUGCCGGGCCGUCUGUCAACGAUGCCAUGGACGCCGCCACGUCCCUGAAGCACCCGUGGGCCACGACGCUCGAGAAGGUGCCUGCCAGCCCCAGUACGAUACCCAUGGAGGUCGUCUGCGCGCACAGUAAGGUCACAAUUAAGGAGACAGAGGUGCCAAAGGGCGCCGAGGAUCGAAGAAAUGCCGCCCUCAAGAAGCUCGAGGCCAAGAAGAUCUUUUCCAACGUCUAUGGGCCGGCGUCGGGGAAGCUGCUGCCCGAGUACUCCAGGCCCGACAAGCGCCUUUCCACCACGCCAUCGCGCUUCUACGGCAAGAGCGACCAGGCUAAGAAGGGGCUCGAUGAGCUGCGGGCGCUGGCACGGGAGCAGGUUGCCGAGGGGAAGGCACCCGAGCAUCAGCAGCAGCAGCAGCAGCAGCGGCAGCAGAGUGGCAACGGCAUGAAGCCCGGCAUGAAGCCCGAGGACACGUCCACCUACGGACGCACACACAAACACAAAAGGACGCCCGAGUCCCCCAACCUCGUGACCAACAACCAGACGACGUCAGGCGGCACACAGACCACAUCAGGCGGCGGGUCAUCGCCAUCGAGUCGCGCGGACAUCGAGCAGCCGGCACCUAGGAGCUGGCUGGAUAUGGGCAAAGACCUCUACAGAGACGUCUACAAUGCGGCCGUGGAGGCGGGUCAAGACAUCAUGGAUUUCCCACUUGUGCUGCAGGAGCUCCAGAACAUGUACGCUUCCCAGGAAUGGUAAGCAGGGGGCACGACAAGAGACUCAAGAGAGAGAGACAUAUCAUGACGGCCCACACACGCGUCUCCCUUCCUCCCUCCCUCUCCGUGUGUACGCAGUUGUAUCGAGGAGACUAAAAAGACUGGCGUCCGGUUUGCCAUGUAUGAGCAUGGAACAGACAAGCGGCCAAUCGGGCCUGUGCCCAUCAGUGAGAUCCGCACCUACGAUGUCGACGAACUUCCUCAAACGGUCCCGCUCGAAGAGCUUGGUAAGUCUCAUCACCACAAUCACCACGGUCGCCGGUGACUCAUCUCUCCUGCUGUGCCGUGUCCUUUCUGUGUGCCUCCAUACAGACCCGCACGCACAAUACUGGCAACUGAAAUGGGAGAAGCAGUGCAGAGACAACAAAUGGGAGAGUUGGGGCUUCGGUCGCUUCGCGCGGCAGUUCGGCAGACUGUUCACCUCACCGAGCUAGGCGCUGAAGGGCCGGCCAGUGGGUCCGCAGCAAGGCAGCACAGGCUCAGCCAAGAGUCCCCAGGCUCCCCUCAAAUCCAUCCUAAGGAAGGUCGACCCACUGCAAGUGAAGCACUGGAUGGCGUGUGAUCCCAAAGACCUGGGAGUGGAUGAUGCUGAGUACGUGCGAGGCUGGGUGGGAUUGGACAUCAACCUGGGCCGAUGUGAGCCAGCGCAUGCGACAAGGGGCAUCGCGAGGUACCAUGCAAUGCGGUCGUCGGGAUGGUGCCCGACGGCGAUGCACGAGCCGCAGCCUGUGGCGAUCAACGAGCGGUCAGCCCUCUUCUGAGGAGACAAGUGCAUGUGUCUCCCUUUGCAACAAGGCCGUACAUUGGUCCUUGUGUGUGGUUGGACUAAGACGUCACGAGAUAGCCUCUAGCUUGUCUCGCAGACGAUCUUCGCGCAUGUGUUAUUGGGUGUUCUCUAUGACGACUUGUUCCACCAACGAAUGGACGUGAAUGCAUGGAAUGCCAAUACAUCUGGCGCACUGCCUGGCAGGCAACUACAACUACCCCCCAGUCCAGUGUAUGUGAGCAGUUGUGCAGUCAGGAC
This is a messenger RNA of Vitrella brassicaformis, 2378 nucleotides long. The record is from the annotation of a GenBank genome assembly. Lineage: Eukaryota; Vitrellaceae.